UUGCAGCAGAUUUCAAAUGUCGGGUGGCGUCGACGCAAAUCAACUGGAACUGGUGACCGAAAGGAGACGGCCAGCCGAACUAUUCGACAUCCAGUUGUAGGGCACACGCUUGAGGUUUUGUUUUUUUUCUUUUUUUUUUUUUUAAAUAGUCUGCGGUGGCAACAUGAGGGUGAGUGAAGUCCAUGCCGCGGAGUCUGUUGCUUACCUCAACAGAGCUCUUUUUAAGUUGCAGGAUAUUUGGGAUGAAAUUGGAAUUUCGGAGGAGCAACGCCUCCAGAGAACUAAUGUGGUUCACAAGCACAUCAAAGAUUUGCUGGACAGGAUGAUAGUCGAGGAAGAGGAAAUGAAAACCCGAGUAUUGAAAAACAUUGAAUCCUGGCAGAAAGAAAUUAGUCAACUGUGCAGUGAACUUCAGAUGCCCCCUUUUGAGGAGGAGAAAGAUUGUACCAUGCUGCAGAUGGAGAAGAACAGCCGCACUCAUUUGGAGCUCAUGAAGGAGCAUAAGAGGCAGAGAAUGGAGGAUCUCAAGAGUCUCGUUGUCAAAGACCGCGAGCUGUGUGACAUCAUUUGCACCAGCCCUUUUAGCAUCAAUCAGGAGGCAACUCCGUCCCUCAAACAACUAGAGGACUACCGGGCCUAUCUGGAUGACCUUACAGAGGAAAAGGAGCGCCGUCACAAAGAAUUUGUGAGCGUGAUGCAGGCGGUCAACACAUGCAUGAAUGAUCUGGAGCGGCAGGCCGAGACCAGUUUUGAAAAGGAUGUGAUGUGCGAGGAUGAAGAGGCUUUCUGUCUCUCGACUGAAAACAUCAGCUCACUUAAACUCCUCCUCAGCCAGUUGCAAAAGCGCAAGGCGGAGAAUGAGGAGCUCUGCGCACAACUCCGCACGAAGGUCCAGGAACUGUGGGACAGGCUGAAGAUUCCUUUGGAGGAGAGAGGAGAUUUUUCUGAGCACAUGAUCAUGUCCAAAAAGAGGAACAUUCAGGCACUUCAGGCUGAGGUCCAGCGCCUCGAACUGCUGAAACUUCACAGCAUGAAAAGUGUGAUCGGGGCUAUCAGAGGCGAGAUUUCUCUUUACUGGGAAAUGUGCUUCUACAGCCAAGAACAGCGCGAGGCUUUUCUUCAUUAUCACAAUGAUGACUUCACUGAGGAGCUUCUCACACUGCAUGAAGAUGAGGUCCAAACUCUCAAGAGCUACUUUGAGGACCACAAAGAUCUGUUUGAAGGUGUCAAAAAAUGGCAGCAGAAUUGGACUCUUUAUUUGGAACUUGAUAGGAAAGCUAAUGACGCCUCGAGGUUUAACAACAGAGGGGGGAAUCUGCUGAAGGAGGAGAAGCAGCGAAGUGACUUGCAGAAAAGUUUGCCCAAGCUUGAAAAGGCUCUGAAGGCCAAAAUCGAUUUGUGGGAGCAAGAGCAAGGCAAAGAGUUUUUUGUCAACGGGCAGAAGUUUCUGGAUUAUGUGCAGCAGCAGUGGGAGCAGCACCACAUCGAGAAGGAGAGGGAGAAAAUUGACAGGCAACUGAAGAAGAGCAAACAGACUCAGGAGGACAUGUUGUACGGAACUGCAGUGAGGACACCGUCCAAAAGACGGAUCGGCGGAACCCCCACACCAAGCAAACAGAGAAAGAUGGGAAUGUCAACCAUAUCCACGCCAAACAGCUUCGUCAGUCCAGCCUUUGGGAGAGCCAUGGGCCAGUCUUCAAUUCAGAAGCCUCCUCAAUCUGGCACAAAGGGUCUCGUCCUACGAACACCCGGGCAUGCAAAGACCCCCAGUGCACUUGAGAGGAACAAGGAAAAUCUCAGCGUCGCUAACAGGAACACUCCAUGUGGCGCACUCAGGUCUCAGGAUACUCAAGAUUGCACCAUCACCUUUAACUGUACUGCAAGCUCCUAUUCGGAAUUUUCGAGGGACCUGUCGAAGGCUGCUAAAUCGAAUGUGACUUCCAGGCUGCUCAACUCCACCGUCAGUCAACAGUGACUAAAGUCUUCAAACUCUGCUGUUUGUGUGGCAAGAGGGAAGCUUUUAUCAUCUAAACCUUUCCCAAAAUAUGUAAAUAGUUGAGAAAUGUGUGAACAUUUUGAGAUUCUCCUUUUACUCGGGCUUAUUUUAUUGUCAAUGCUAUUGUGGUCUUUCCUGUAUUUUUGCUGAAAGUAAAUGUUUGUGCAUAUGUUGA
This is a messenger RNA of Syngnathoides biaculeatus (alligator pipefish), 2171 nucleotides long. Its product is annotated as protein regulator of cytokinesis 1-like. The coding region runs from base 164 to 1975 and encodes 603 amino acids. The transcript is spliced from 14 exons. Lineage: Eukaryota; Metazoa; Chordata; Actinopteri; Syngnathiformes; Syngnathidae. Gene Ontology annotation, biological process: microtubule cytoskeleton organization; mitotic spindle midzone assembly. Gene Ontology annotation, molecular function: microtubule binding. Gene Ontology annotation, cellular component: spindle; mitotic spindle midzone; cytoplasm. The record is from RefSeq and is a predicted model, not a curated record.